ACCUUUUGUGGUUAAAAUUAAUUUAGUAAUUAAUUUAUUAAUUUUUUUUUUAGUGUUAAUUUUCGAGAAAUGUUUAGAGAGUAAAUUUAUAAAAGCUGUAUAGGACGUAAGAAUUUUCUAUAUUAGCACCCGUGUAGAGAGAUUUCUUACAGUUUAAAUAAUUAGUAAAUCAUCGAGCGCUUCAAUCCGUUACAAAAUGUUACCUACACUAACUUUAACGAUUUUUUUUUUUUUUUUGCUACACAUAAAUUAAACGUUCUGAAAUCUUGGGUGAAAGUUUUCUUAACUCAAUUGAGACUGGAGAUGAAAAAUGGAUCUUUUUGGACCAGAGAGGAAAAUAAUUGGUUAAUUUCAUGUUUAAAGAGACCAUUAUUAAUGUUGUUUAUCAUACUGAAAGACCCUUAAGAGGUUGAAAAAAAAAUAAAAAGAAUUUCGGAGCUGAUUUGUGAUAACGCUUGUAAACCUCAUGUCUUCAUAUCCGCCGGUUGUCGUUUGCGCAUCACUAUUGUUAUUUUUGACCUUUUUUGUAAGACAGUUGCGCAUCGUUUAUUUUUGGGUUAUACAUCGUUUGCGCAUCGAUCGUUUAAAAGGUCGUACAUCAUUUGCGCAUCAAUAUUAUUUAACAAUAGAACUGAAAAAAAAGGUGUAUACCCGCGGCCGUAUAUCAUUUGCGCAUCGUCUGUUUACCUGUGCGAAAAUAUCUAACUUAUUUUCAAAUAUUGUAUAGGUAUUUUUGUUUUAAAAUAUAUAUAAUAUAAAUAUAAUAAUACGAUAUAGCAUGAGAUUAACAACUAAAGUGUACGGGUUUCCAUUUUAUUAUCCAUUUUUAUCGCAUAAGUAUAUCAAGUUCCGGCAGCGUCGUCGAUGCCUCAAAAAAAAAAAAAAAAAAAGAUAGUAGAUUACUGGAUAGUAACACUCGUUAGACGCUGUCGAGACGUACGCGUGACACACGAGACGUAAACGGUUCGGUAAUCGGUACAUUAUAAUAUUAUACAAUAUUUUUUUGACUUUUGAGUACAUGUAAAAAUGAAUCAAUUAAAAUUCGUUAAUUCAAAUCGUGGAAAAGCUGCAGCCAUUUUCCAAAAGUAUUUUUAUACAGAAAGGAAAAUUCUGAAAAAUGGUGAGAUUAUAUUUAUGUGUCCAAAAAAAGAUUGCUAUGCCUCAAUAAAAAUUGAUGAACACCGAAGUACGGUGUUAGAAAUACGCGGAGAACACACACGCCAUCUCCAAUUGACGGAUUCGGAGAUAGAAAAACACGAAAUUAAAAACACCGUAAAGAGGAAAGCUACUGAAGAAAUAUCAACAAGACCUAACAAAAUUAUACGGAAAGCAAUAUCCGAAGCAGAUCAUGUGACGCUUAAUGAUAUUUCCAACUACAGACAACAUAUAUAUAGAAAACGAAGGAAGGUUUUACCAGUAUUGCCGAAAUCAUAUGAUGAAGCUAUUUCGCAAUUAAUUUCUCAGGAAACUAUUUUAACUUUUAAAAAAGAACAAUUUCUUUAUAUCAAUGAUAAUAAAGUUGUAUCUUUAACUUGUAAAACCAAUUUAAAAACUUUAUGUGACAAUUCAGAACUCAUUCUAGCAGACGGAACCUUCAGAUAUUGUCCAAGAUAUUUUUAUCAACUGUACACGAUCCAUAUUUAUAAAAACGGGCUAUACUUACCCUUAGCUUAUUAUUUUUUAACCGGAAAAACAACAAACGAUUAUAUUGAAAUGUGGCAAUCUUUAAUCAAUUUAUGUAAUUCGAAUAACUUAGUAUUCGAACCAAAAUCCAUCAGAGUGGAUUUCGAAAAGAGUGCACAUUUAGCAAUUCAGCACUGUUUUCCACUAUGUGAUAUAUAUGGUUGCCGAUUCCAUCUAGGACAGGCUUGGUAUAGAAAGCUUAAUCAAGAUUUCCCAGCUCUAAGAAAUGAAUAUAAAGCUAAUACUGAAGUCGGAAAAUGGAUUAAAUAUUUCUUUGGUCUAUCUUUUAUUUCCCCUGAAGAAGUUUCUGAUCAGUUUUGUGAGUUGAUCGAAAUCGCUCCAAAUAGUGACGUAUUACAUUUUAGUGAUUACAUAUAUGACAAUUAUAUUCAAGAAAAUUGUUUAUUUCCACCAGAGAUGUGGGCAGAAAUUCCAUCAACUUUACCUAAAACUACCAAUGGACCUGAGGCAUUUCAUUCGCAUUAUAAUGCACAAUUUUACAGUACUCAUCCUUCAAUUUGGAAAGUAAUAGAAACGUUGAAGGAAAUACAGACAGAGACGUAUGUUAAAAUUAAAGAUAUUUCUGGUGGUAUCAAUCAUUUACAACGGGCUCCUGAACGUCAAAAACUUGAAUAUAUUCAAAAACAUUGGCUUAAGUAUACUACCGGUGAAAUAAGCAGGUUUCAUUUUGUAAGAAUAAUGGGACAUUACAAUAUACCAAGUAUUUAUUUAUAAUA
Messenger RNA from Melanaphis sacchari, 2420 nucleotides. RefSeq lists its product as uncharacterized. The transcript has 3 exons. The coding region runs from base 1027 to 2418 and encodes 463 amino acids. Lineage: Eukaryota; Metazoa; Arthropoda; Insecta; Hemiptera; Aphididae. The record is from RefSeq and is a predicted model, not a curated record.